AUGGCAAGCAUGUUGGGCGGUAUGGGUGAUGCCAUGAAGGAGCAGGCCAAGAAGAAGAUCGAGGACGAGAUGGCCGAGAAAGCACCUGCCUCCAUCAAGCCCUUCUUUCCUUGCUGCGGCGGACCAGUUGGAACCACCGAGAAGUGCAUUUGCAUGGUGCCCGCAGAUCAGCAGGAGCAGGUGAAGUCGGCCAUCGAGAAGUUGCAAGAAGUUUCAAUGCAGACGUCUCCUCGCCCAGCUCUCAGCUUCGACGAGCAGAACCUGUGGACGGCCAUCCCUGAGUCGCCCAAGAAGCGCCAGAAAGUUGGCACAGCCGAGUCCUCGAAAGAGAACCAGGCUCUGGUGGCCUCGGAGCCAGCCCAGGAUGCACUGGUGGCGCGAGGGGGCGGUCGUGGCCUCAAGGCUGUGCAGAAUGCCCGGGAACAGUCGUCCACAAAAUCAGGCCCUGAUGGCACCACUGAGACCAAGAAGUCCGUGAAGGAGCAAAGGCUGUUUCGAGCGCACAACAACGCCCACGUGGAAACCAAGGUGAUGUCUGAGCAGAAGCGGAAGACCACCAAGAAGGAUGGUACUGUGGUCAUCACGGAGAGUAAGAGCAUCAGAAAGGUGCCGCCCUCAAGAGCGCCCAAGAGUUGCACAAACGAAAGAAGGGUUUGCGAAAUUUGA
Symbiodinium natans is the source of this 666-nucleotide messenger RNA. Lineage: Eukaryota; Dinophyceae; Suessiales; Symbiodiniaceae. The record is from the annotation of a GenBank genome assembly.